UUCUCCCCAUGAGCUGUCACGCUGACAGCUCGUGAGGAGAGCCGAGCAGCGAUGAUCAGUGUGCCCUGAUGAUCUGUGUAGCCUCAGCAGUGCCCCCUGUCAGUGUCCAUCAGUGCCAGCUCUCAGUACUCAUACAUCCCACCUGCCAGUGCCCAUCAGUGCCACAUUUCAGUGCCCAUCAGUGCCACAUCAAUGCCACAUAUCGGGUCCCAUCUGAGCUGCCUUUCAGUGUCACCCAUCAGUGCCACCUAUCAAUGCCAGUCAGU
This is a messenger RNA of Staurois parvus, 266 nucleotides long. The record is from the annotation of a GenBank genome assembly. Lineage: Eukaryota; Metazoa; Chordata; Amphibia; Anura; Ranidae.